Messenger RNA from Trachemys scripta elegans, 2957 nucleotides. RefSeq names its product protein phosphatase 2 regulatory subunit Balpha (gene PPP2R2A). Gene Ontology annotation, biological process: peptidyl-serine dephosphorylation. Bases 237 to 1586 code for a protein of 449 amino acids. Gene Ontology annotation, cellular component: protein phosphatase type 2A complex; cytosol. Gene Ontology annotation, molecular function: protein phosphatase regulator activity; protein binding. The record is from RefSeq and is a predicted model, not a curated record. NCBI's taxonomy places the organism in Eukaryota, Metazoa, Chordata, Testudines, Emydidae. The transcript has 10 exons.
GCGCCAUUUUGAAAGUGGAACCUUGGAACGGGAGGGGGGGGCGGACGAGCGAGCAGGAAAGACCGACUCGGAAGAGCGGGGGAAGCCGAACGGAGCCGGCUUUACACCGCCCCCCCCCCCCCCCGGUACAAUCUGCCGCCAUCCUCCCUCCACGCUCGCCAUCAGCCCGGCCAAGGGGGCCCUAUCUAGAGCUGAAAGGCAGCUCUCUCUGACCCGGCCGCUAUUGGCAGCCCAACAUGGCAGGAGCUGGAGGAGGAGGAGGGAAUGACAUUCAGUGGUGUUUUUCUCAGGUGAAAGGGGCUGUAGAUGAUGAUGUAGCAGAAGCGGAUAUAAUUUCUACAGUAGAAUUUAACCAUUCUGGAGAAUUACUAGCAACAGGAGACAAAGGAGGUAGAGUUGUCAUCUUUCAACAGGAGCAGGAGAACAAAAUCCAGUCUCUCAGCAGAGGGGAAUACAAUGUUUACAGUACUUUUCAAAGCCAUGAACCAGAAUUUGACUACUUGAAAAGUUUAGAAAUUGAAGAAAAGAUCAACAAAAUUAGGUGGUUACCCCAGAAAAAUGCUGCUCAGUUUUUAUUGUCUACAAACGAUAAAACAAUAAAGUUAUGGAAAAUUAGUGAAAGGGACAAAAGACCGGAGGGCUAUAACUUGAAGGAAGAAGAUGGGCGGUAUAGGGACCCUUCUACAGUUACAACACUACGGGUGCCAGUAUUCAGACCCAUGGAUCUUAUGGUUGAAGCCAGUCCACGAAGAAUAUUUGCAAAUGCUCACACGUAUCACAUCAACUCUAUCUCCAUCAAUAGUGAUUAUGAAACAUACCUAUCUGCAGAUGACUUGCGGAUUAAUCUGUGGCACCUAGAAAUUACAGACAGAAGUUUUAAUAUUGUAGAUAUUAAGCCUGCCAACAUGGAAGAGCUGACAGAGGUGAUAACAGCUGCAGAGUUCCAUCCUAACAGCUGUAACACAUUUGUAUACAGCAGUAGUAAAGGAACAAUUCGUCUGUGUGACAUGAGAGCAUCGGCACUCUGUGACAGACAUUCGAAAUUGUUUGAAGAACCAGAAGACCCUAGCAACAGAUCGUUUUUCUCUGAAAUCAUCUCUUCCAUAUCUGACGUAAAAUUCAGCCAUAGUGGUCGAUAUAUGAUGACUAGAGAUUAUCUGUCAGUGAAGAUCUGGGAUUUAAAUAUGGAAAACAGACCUGUGGAAACAUACCAGGUGCAUGAAUACCUCAGAAGUAAACUUUGUUCUCUGUAUGAGAAUGACUGCAUUUUUGACAAAUUUGAGUGCUGUUGGAAUGGAUCGGACAGUGUUGUCAUGACGGGAUCUUACAACAAUUUCUUCAGAAUGUUUGACAGAAACACAAAGCGAGACAUCACCUUAGAAGCAUCACGGGAAAAUAAUAAACCCCGCACCGUUUUGAAGCCCCGCAAAGUCUGUGCGAGUGGCAAGCGAAAGAAGGAUGAAAUUAGCGUUGACAGCCUAGACUUCAACAAGAAGAUACUACAUACAGCCUGGCAUCCCAAGGAAAAUAUCAUUGCUGUAGCUACUACAAACAACUUGUAUAUAUUUCAAGACAAAGUGAAUUAGGGUUGGCAUUCCUAACAGAAGAGUCCACUUCCUGCAUAGUUGAGAUAGUUGAGUCUAGCAUUUGUACCUGUAAAUGAAAGAGAAUAAAAGAGAGAGGUCCAUUGUGGCACCCCUUUCCAGUGUUUAAAAUUGUGCCAUAUGACACACUUUUUUUUAGCUACAUGGAGAAAGCUCUGUUGAUCCAUCACAGUGGUGUUCUCCAUGUUUGCUAGCCAUUUAGGUGAGGGUAGGGCACUUUUUAAUUUAAUGACUACUUGCACCAUCUUGCCUAAUGGACUAGAUUGGACUGUAUCAACAUUGGUUUACUCCACUUUUUAUGCCUUCCAUUGUGAUGACGUCAAACACAGGGAAAGCCUUCAGUCAUGCUAUGGGAUUUAAUUGUGUAACCUCAUUACUGUAUCAUUUGUGGCCCUUUUUUUAUUAAAUGCAGCUCAUUCUUGCUGUGGCUUGUAGCAUUCCUCCUCCUGGACUCCCCCCCCCCCCCUUCAUUCCCUCCACCCAUCCCUGGUGGUGGCGUAUAGAAAAAAAUGAAAUAAAGCACAUGAAAUGGGUCAGUUUGGGGUCAGUGGUAAAAGGGGUCUAUGUUGCGAACAAAUGUUUUAAUAAGCAGUUGACUGUAAUCACUCCUUGCCAUGUUUGGCACCAAAAAAGAGAGAAUAAGGAAGAACAAAAAAAACUACUGAAUAAAAGUGACAAAGAAUGAAGAAUCUGGGUUUUUUUUUCCUUUUUUUAAUCUACCUCUUUACUUUAUACAGAUAUUCUGUGUUUUACCUUAGAUGCAUGAAAAUAAAGUGAUGUUUUUUUUGUAAUGUUUUUACAGUAUUAAUUAUUAUUUUUCAGCAGGCAGAGGAGAGAGGGAGGGUUUUUGCAACUGUCUGGCUGUCACUCAUGUAUGAAAAUUAUCAUUCUGACUCUGGUAUUUAUUGACCAUUUCCAUUUAAAAACCUUGAAAUGCUACCAGACUUUGCCAUAGUCAUGAAUAGUAAUUGACCUGUUCCAUCUCCUUAAAGCCCCUUUAUCUGUUAAUUAAACUAUCCUUUAUGUCUGAGUGUUUGAAUUUGUAGAAUUCAAAUCCAUUUAUUGGGGACUAACUUUGUAGUAUGUUUAAUCUCAUCCUAAUUUUAUGUAAUGCCUUGUUUAGACUACAAAGCCAGUGUUUUUUAAUUGUUGUUAAAAUUCUUGUUCAACAGUAUGAUGUAGUACAAAACUAAUAUCAAGUGAUUAUAGAUGAGAAUUUACACUGCAUUCUAAGUACAUAUAUAUUUUCUGUAUUUUAUUGCUAUCAGUGUCUGAAUGGAAAUGUAGAUUACCAUAUGAGUGCUGCUCCUUUCUUCUGGCUUUUCAAAGCAAUUAAAGAUCAACUUUAAAAGG